GCAAUUGUUCCUCCCCCUCCACUCUCCCUCACCAACACCACCAAAAACCUCGAAACCCCUCCACUAAUGGCGACCCCUCUCUCUCUCCUCCUCCCCUCCUCCUCCUCCUCUAAACCCUCGUCCCCACUCCACUCCACACUCUCCAAUCCCCUCCCCCCCAAAUCCAUCUCCUUCCCCAGAUCGUGGGGUACGAGUGGGAACCCUAGAAAGAUCGUGUUGAGGGCGAGAUCGGAGUCUACGCCGCCGGAUCCACCAAUGGCGGCCGUGGGUGCGGAUCUGGAUGUGUCGAUCAGUCCGCGGGUGAGCUCGCUCAAGCCCUCGAAGACGAUGGCGAUCACCGACCAGGCCACGGCGCUCGUCCAGGCCGGGGUCCCCGUCAUCCGGCUCGCCGCCGGAGAGCCCGAUUUCGACACCCCCGCCGCCAUUGCCGAGGCUGGUAUUAAUGCUAUUCGGCAAGGUCACACGAGGUACACUCCCAAUGCCGGCACGUUGGAGCUGAGGAAAGCUAUUUGUCAUAAGCUUUUCGAGGAGAAUGGGUUGUCGCAUACUCCAGAUCAGAUUCUGGUCAGUAAUGGAGCUAAACAGUGUAUCAUGCAAGCCGUGCUCGCGGUUUGUUCACCUGGUGACGAGGUUCUAAUUCCUGCACCGUAUUGGGUCAGCUAUCCUGAGAUGGCUAGGUUGGCUGAUGCAACGCCAGUUAUUCUUCCAACAGAUAUAUCGGAUAAUUUCCUUUUAAAACCAGAGUUCCUUGCUUCGAAAAUUAAUGAGAGAUCAAGGCUGCUGAUCAUUUGUUCACCAUCCAAUCCCACCGGGUCUGUUUAUCCUAAGGAGUUGCUCGAAGAGAUAGCUGAUAUAGUUAGGGAGCAUCCGAGGCUUCUUGUGUUAUCUGAUGAGAUUUACGAGCAUAUUAUUUAUCCACCAGCAAAACAUACAAGCUUUGCCUCACUCCCCGGAAUGUGGGAAAGAACUUUGACUGUAAAUGGAUUUUCUAAGGCUUUUGCGAUGACUGGUUGGCGACUCGGAUACCUUGCAUGCCCUAAGCACUUUGUAGCAGCUUGUGGGAAGAUCCAAAGCCAGUCCACUUCAGGAGCUAGUAGCAUUUCUCAGAACGCCGGACUGGCGGCCUUAAAUUUAGGUUAUGCCGGGGGUGAAGCAGUUUCAACCAUGGUGAAAGCGUUCCAGGAGCGCCGAGAUUUCUUGGUUAAAAGUUUUAAGGAAAUUCCUGGUGUGAAAAUAUCAGAGCCCCAGGGUGCCUUUUAUUUGUUUGUGGAUUUUAGCUCCUUUUACGGAUCUGAAGUUGAAGGGUUUGGCAUUAUUAAGGACUCGGAAUCCCUUUGUCGUUUCCUCUUGGACAAAGCACAGGUCGCGCUUGUUCCGGGAGACGCAUUUGGGGAUGAUAAGUGCAUUCGUAUUUCCUACGCCGCGUCCCUAUCUACACUUCAAGCAGCUACGGAGAAGAUAAAGGAAGUCAUUAAUCUACUAAAGCCCGCUGUUGCUGUUUAAUGAUUUGUAUACUUGAUGUCAGGAUUUCUCUAGUUAGGAUGCGGAAAAGGAAAAUGGAAGAUCAAUUUGAUUUAUCCGAGAACAAUAAGCAGAUAAGUGCUUUUCCUUAAAAGUUGUGUACCAUUGUUAGUUGCAGGUUUUUGUUAGGAAAACCUGCUUGAUGUAUCAUUCAAUAACUCCGUUUUCCCGUCAGAAACAUCAUCAAAUUUGUUGUAAUCUUGUGUAUUAUGAAGGUCUAUUUUUAAACAUCUCCAAAACUUUGGUGCAA
Molecule: messenger RNA, 1771 nt
Organism: Ananas comosus (pineapple)
Lineage: Eukaryota; Viridiplantae; Streptophyta; Magnoliopsida; Poales; Bromeliaceae
Product: bifunctional aspartate aminotransferase and glutamate/aspartate-prephenate aminotransferase-like
Exons: 10
Coding region: 67-1503 (478 amino acids)
Biological process (GO): biosynthetic process
Molecular function (GO): catalytic activity; pyridoxal phosphate binding
Source: RefSeq, a predicted model, not a curated record